This is a messenger RNA of Malus domestica (apple), 1167 nucleotides long. The record is from RefSeq and is a predicted model, not a curated record. NCBI's taxonomy places the organism in Eukaryota, Viridiplantae, Streptophyta, Magnoliopsida, Rosales, Rosaceae.
AUGGCUGGAGUCAAGGCCAACAGUAAUACGGAUCGGAUAAGGGAAUUAAAAGCAUUCGACGAAACAAAAGGUGGUGUGAAGGGACUGCUUGAUGCAGGCAUUACAAAACUCCCAUCUAUUUUUCACUCCAAGCAACUGAGCGAUGAUGAAUGGAAGGUGGCAAGUGAUGAUGUCCAAUUGAGUAUUCCAAUCAUUAACCUAAAAAACAUCCAUAAUGACUCAGUUUUGCGAGCUGAAGUAAUUGAGAAAGUUCGAUAUGCAAGUGAGAAAUGGGGUUUCUUUGCGGUGAUCAAUCAUGGAAUUUCUGAUGAUGUUUUAGAUAGGAUGAUUGACGGAAUGCGUAGGUUCCAUGAGCGGGACACUGAGCUGAAGAAAAAGUUGUAUUCCCGUGAGAGUGGGAAGGUUCUUUAUUCCUCCAAUUAUGAUUUGUACCAUGCUCAAGAAGCUAAUUGGAGGGAUACGUUUUCCUGUUAUAUGGCUCCUAAUCCACCAACGCCAGAAGAGGUGCCUUCAGUGUGCAGAGAAAUAGUGAUAGAGUACUCGGAGAAAGUGAUGAAAUUGGCACAUACUUUGUUUGAGUUGUUUUCUGAGGCUCUUGGGCUUAAUCCAAACAAACUGAAAGACAUGGGUUGCGCUGAGGGGCAACUUCUUCUUGGUCACUACUACCCAGCAUGCCCUGAACCAAAAUUAACUUUGGGCACUAGCAAGCACACUGAUGGCACCUUCAUCUCCGUACUUUUACAAGACCAAAUUGGUGGCCUCCAAGUUUUAUAUGAUAAUCAAUGGGUUAAUGUUCCUCCAAAGAAAGGAGCUCUAGUUAUCAACAUUGGUGACCUUCUGCAGCUCAUCACGAAUGGCAGAUUCAUUAGUGUCUAUCACAGAGUUAUAGCGCAGAAGGUGGGACCAAGAAUUUCAGUGCCAAUCUUUUUCAGGCCAUAUGUUCAGGGAGGAAAAUCAAAUGCUUCUGGACCAAUCAAGGAGUUGUUAUCAGACGGAAAUCCCCAAAUCUACAAAGAAGUUGAUUUCAAAGAUUAUUUGAAUCACUACCUCACGAAAGGGAUAGAUUUUGUCUCCCCUUUAGUGAAAUUCAAGCUGCGAAGAAAUUUAUCCCCAUUAAGUUCUCAUCUGUUAAUGAAUAAGCCUGUUAGGCAUGCUGAACUUGAGUAG